Molecule: messenger RNA, 1856 nt
Organism: Macroventuria anomochaeta
Lineage: Eukaryota; Fungi; Ascomycota; Dothideomycetes; Pleosporales; Didymellaceae
Product: HET-domain-containing protein
Exons: 1
Coding region: 197-1855 (552 amino acids)
Source: RefSeq, a predicted model, not a curated record
GACCGCCAACUGCACAGUCCCAAGCGUCCAGCAGCUCGCAGCCUGCUGAAUUCAUUCCAUAUUGAUGCGAGACUUGCGCUAGACGAGAGACAUUUAUACCUGCUCUGCACUUCCAUUCUCGCAACCAUACGCUUGCAUCGUGAUCGAUCAAGCCGAGUCAAUAUCCAUCGGUCGGGGCGACCAUCUGAGCGCCGCGAUGCGUCUUCUGAAGCGCUCGCCAGGUGGCGGUUUCGAGCUGAUCACUUUGAAUGACGCCCACCCCCCUCCGUACGCUAUCCUAUCGCAUACCUGGACAGAAGGUCAGGAAGUCACGUACAAUGAGCUGGUGACCGGUGCAGGCAAAGACAAGGCUGGCUAUGCCAAGAUCUGCUUCUGCGGCGAGCAAGCUGCAGCGGACGGCCUUGAAUACUUUUGGGUGGACACCUGCUGCAUCGACAAAUCGAGCAGCGCAGAGCUGAGCGAAUCUGUCAAUUCCAUGUAUCAAUGGUAUAUGAAUGCGGCGGUAUGUUAUGUUUUUCUUGCAGAUCUUCCUUCACAGUCUUUGAUUGAGUCCGGAUUUCAGUAUUGCCGCUGGUUUACUCGAGGUUGGACGCUGCAGGAAUUGCUUGCGCCGACAGUGGUCAAGCUCUAUGAUAUGGAAUGGAACUUCAUUGGUACCAAGGUCGAUUUCGCCAAGACCAUCUGCAAUGCUACCGGAAUUCCAGUCCAACUUCUUCUCGGGCAUACAGCAUUAUCAGAUACGUCCAUCGCCAUGAGAAUGUCUUGGGCUGCUCACCGGCAAACAACCCGUAUCGAGGAUAUAGCAUACUGUCUACUAGGAAUCUUUGAGGUCAACAUGCCUUUGAUAUACGGCGAAGGUAUGAGGGCCUUCCGGCGUCUACAGGAGGAGAUCAUCAAGCGCAAUAAUGAUCUGACGAUCUUUGCGUGGGAUAUUCUGCCAGGUUUCAAGCAGCAAUUUGUUGGCCUUUUCGCUCCAUCGCCUAUUGCAUUUUCUGGGAGCUCUGGUAUCGUGCCAUUUUCGGACGAUUUUGCCAACUUCUCCGUUACGAACAGAGGUCUGUUUCUAACUGGCGAUAUCCCCCUACGAGUGGCUGAAGCAGCCACAGAAGGCGGUCGUAACGAAAAUUUAUACCUCAUCUUCCUUGGUACAACUCUGGAUGCGUCUGUUCCAGAUGAAGACACCUCACGUAUAGACGGUGGCAUAUACCUGCGCAAGAUUGGACCAAGACUAUUUUGUCGAGAAGGCCUCCUCCGUCUCGCAGGCUUUCGGGCAAGGGUUGAACAAGUCGGGAUAUAUGAGGUGACCGAGAGCUACAUUCUCCUUGACCCGACUACUGAUACCAUCAACGCUUCUUGGUCGUUUCGGAACCUUGCAAUACAUAUUCCCGUUCACGAAAAAAUUCGACUCGAAGAGGCAAUUCCCGAAACAUUAUGGGACCACACCGACCGGAUGUUUGUGAGGCCGAAACGCUACUACUGGGCCACAUAUCCCACGGUCCUCGCUAUGAGGUUCAAUGUCACUGUAAGUGACACCAUCAUCUCACUCGUAGUGCUUUGCGACUACAGGAAACAAGUCCCAAUUCUAAAGAUGUUCACCCCAAUUGAGUACAUACAAGAAUCAACAAUCAUCUUCCAGCGAAGAUACCGAGAAGAGACCAUAAGUUGGGAAGAACUAGAAAUACAAGCACCCGGAAUACAUGCACUGAAUGAGUCUGCAAUCGUGAAAGUUGGAAACAGUCUCCACCACAUUUCUGUCUAUCUCGAAAAGGGCAUAGUGGAGCACAUAUCUGGCGAAGUGGAAGUUUUGAGUUUGAGUUUUGCUUUUGGUCGAAAUCGUUCUUUUCCCUUAGAAUAAC